AUGUCGCUAGCUUCAAUUUCUUCCGCAUUCUCCUCAUUCUCAAUUUCAUUACCUUCCUCGCGUUCUACUACUUCACUUUCAUUCUCAACUUCUAUUUCCAAGAAUCCCUCUUCUCAAUUCCUCAAAUUUCAACAACAACACGAUAGGCCCAAACGAAGAGUGGUUGUCAUGAGUUUGGACGCAGGCGUUGGAGUCAUGGGCACCAAACUCGGAAUGAUGACUUUUUUCGAAUCUACCGGAGAAGUUGUUCCCGUCACCAUCGUCGGUUUCAAAGAAGGCAACAUUGUCACCCAGAUCAAAACCGAGGCCACUGACGGUUACAACGCUGUCCAAGUCGGUUACCGUAGGGUUAGGGACAGGAAAUUGAACACAGCAGAAAUGGGUCAUCUUAAAAAGGCUGGAGCCAUUCCGUUGCGCCAUCUUCAGGAGUUCCGUCUUCAAACUGUUGACGGCUUUCAACCUAAUCAGCGCCUUGUCUUUGAUGAACUUUUCAAAGAGGGUGAUCUUGUUGAUAUCUCUGGCACCACCAUUGGCAAGGGUUUCCAAGGUGGAAUCAAGCGUCAUAACUUUAAGAGGGGUCAAAUGAGCCAUGGUUCCAAGAGUCAUAGACAGCUGGGUUCAAUUGGUGCCGGAACUACACCUGGUCGAGUAUACAAGGGAAAAAAGAUGCCUGGGAGGAUGGGUGGAUCCAAGACCAAGAUCAGAAAGCUUAAGAUUGUUAAAAUUGAUAAAGAGCUUAAUGUUAUCAUGAUCAAAGGUGCUCUGCCUGGUAAGCCUGGGAAUCUAAUUCGGAUAGCUCCGGCUAAGAUUGUUGGCAAGAACAUUCCCAAGAAUUAG
This is a messenger RNA of Vicia faba (fava bean), 837 nucleotides long. Lineage: Eukaryota; Viridiplantae; Streptophyta; Magnoliopsida; Fabales; Fabaceae. The record is from the annotation of a GenBank genome assembly.